UAAACCGCGACACGCUGAACAUGCACCGGUUCCCCCUCGAGAACGACCAGUCCUGCCUCCAGGGGCGGAAGCCGUGGCGUGGCUAGCCUAUCAACACUCCGGAGGCCGACAAAAUCUCUUCUUCAUUGGUGAGCGAUAGGGUCACGUCAUGUUCGCCGGGUCGGCGAAGGAAGAGGGCGCCAUGAUUGGUUGGCGCCGGGGCGGUGGAGGGGCCUGGCGAGUCUGGGUUUCAAGCUGGUGCUUGGACUUUCCCCUUCCAUGUUUCGAGACAGUGGGGCGCUGCAGAGGGUGGGGAGCCGGCUCUAAGGAAACCUGGAUUUGAUUCUAAGGGCCGUACUGUUUAGAAGGGGUGACCGGAAGUGAUAUUGGGACUGACCGGAAGCGAGGCCUGGAGGGGAAAGGAGAGUGGGUCCCGAGAGGGAGGGGGCUGCUCGUAGUAGUGGGCGGGGGAAAAGGUGCGAAAGCGGCGUGGGAGCGCCAGACUGACUGCCAGUCGGUGCUGUUGGCCUGUCUGGAAACCAGCGAGUGACCACCACGAGCUCAAAGAGUGCAGUCCAAGGAGUGGGAGUGCGGGAGUCGAGGGGUGCCCCUGGCCAGUCGGGAGUAGUUGAGCAAAGGGGGCCUCGCGCUCCAGAGAGCUGGUCGGGAGGGUUUCGGAAGCCGGGGCAGCUAAGAGCGAGGAGGAGUCAAGGGUUCGGGAGAUUAGUUGUGCGAGGAGUGCGUGUGGGGCUUGGGGGUGGCUGGUGGGCACUGCUUGGGAGAUCUUGGUUUGGAGUUCUCUACAGUCUUCCCCUGUUGGGUAGAAUCACGCUCCGCGCCUUUGUACAAGCAACGGUGUCUCCUGGGGCAAGGAAGGAGCCAGGAUGGCCUGGGCUCUGAAGCUGCCUCUGGCGGAUGAAGUGAUUGAAUCCGGGCUGGUGCAGGACUUUGAUGCUAGUCUUUCCGGGAUCGGCCAGGAACUGGGUGCUGGUGCCUAUAGCAUGAGUGAUGUCCUCGCGUUGCCCAUUUUUAAACAAGAAGAAUCCAGUUUGCCUCCUGAUAAUGAGAAUAAAAUCCUACCUUUUCAGUAUGUGCUUUGUGCUGCCACCUCGCCAGCAGUGAAGCUCCAUGAUGAAACACUGACGUAUCUCAAUCAAGGACAGUCUUAUGAAAUUCGAAUGCUAGACAAUAGGAAACUUGGAGAACUUCCAGAAAUUAAUGGCAAGUUGGUGAAGAGUAUAUUCCGUGUAGUGUUCCAUGACAGACGGCUACAAUACACUGAGCAUCAGCAGCUGGAGGGCUGGAGGUGGAACCGACCUGGAGAUAGAAUUCUUGACAUAGAUAUCCCAAUGUCUGUGGGUAUAAUCGAUCCUAGGGCUAACCCAACUCAGCUAAAUACAGUGGAGUUCCUAUGGGACCCUGCAAAGAGGACAUCUGUGUUUAUUCAGGUACAUUGUAUUAGCACAGAGUUCACUAUGAGGAAACAUGGUGGAGAAAAGGGAGUGCCAUUCCGAGUACAAAUUGACACCUUCAAGGAGAACGAGAAUGGGGAAUAUACUGAGCACUUACACUCAGCCAGCUGCCAGAUCAAAGUCUUCAAGCCCAAAGGUGCAGACAGAAAGCAAAAAACAGACAGGGAGAAAAUGGAGAAACGAACACCUCACGAAAAGGAGAAAUAUCAACCUUCCUAUGAGACAACUAUACUCACAGAGUGUUCGCCAUGGCCUGAGAUCACGUACGUCAAUAAUUCCCCAUCACCUGGCUUCAACAGUUCCCAUAGCAGUUUUUCUCUUGGGGAAGGAAAUGGUUCACCAAACCACCAGCCAGAGCCUCCCCCUCCAGUCACAGACAACCUUUUGCCAACAACCACACCUCAGGAAGCUCAGCAGUGGUUGCAUCGAAACCGUUUUUCUACAUUCACAAGACUUUUCACAAACUUCUCAGGGGCAGAUUUAUUGAAACUAACUAGAGAUGAUGUGAUCCAAAUCUGUGGCCCUGCAGAUGGAAUCAGACUUUUUAAUGCAUUAAAAGGCCGCAUGGUACGUCCAAGAUUGACCAUUUAUGUUUGUCAGGAAUCCUUGCAGUUGAGGGAGCAGCAGCAGCAACAACAGAAGCAUGAGGAUGGAGACUCAAAUGGUACUUUCUUCGUGUACCAUGCCAUCUAUCUAGAAGAACUGACAGCUGUUGAACUGACUGAAAAAAUUGCUCAGCUGUUCAGCAUUUCCCCUCAGCAGAUCGGCCAGAUCUACAAACAGGGGCCGACAGGAAUCCAUGUGCUCAUCAGUGAUGAGAUGAUACAAAACUUUCAGGAAGAAGCCUGUUUUAUUCUGGACACAAUGAAAGCAGAAGCCAAUGAUAGCUAUCAUAUCAUCCUGAAGUAGGAAUGAGGCAUUCCAUACUCAGUGGCUGAUGCUUCCUUCACCUCUUGGAAACUCCCCUCUCGCAGAGGGACAUGAGUGGGAAUCUGAAGGUCUGCAGGAACCCGACCUGUCUGACUGUGUGUCGGGGAGUCUGGGCCAUGGAGGCAGCCCUCUGUGUUGGUCCAAGCUCUUGUGGCACACACAGAUUACUGCUCAACAUGCAGUUCUGCAGCUAUUUCUUAGUUACAAUUUAUGGACCCUGUUGUUACUGAGUAUCAGAAACGCCACAUCGUUUAGAGUGUAUGUAUGGCAUAAUAAUGGUGGAAAUCGUGUGAUGUUUAACGGAGAGAUGUUAAAUUUGUGAUAUGGAGCCAUGUAAUUUUUUUCUAAUAUAAAAAUGAACAUCUAUAUUCCUAAGACUAGAUCCUCAGUCUUUUUUGCAUCAAACAUACAGGCAUCUCCUCUUUUUGCCACAGUUGGCUCCUGAAAACCUCAUCAAAGGAGAGACAUGCAGAGAUAGGAUUUUUCUUUUUGUUCCCUGGUAAUACUACUAGGAGCCCUGAUGGCACAGUGGUUGAAGUGCUUGGCUGCUAACUGAAAGGUUGGCGGUUCCAACUCAUUAGCUGCUCCUCAGGAGAAAGAUGGGGCAGUCUGCUUCUGUAAAGAUUACAACCUUGGAAAUCGUAAGGGUCAGGGCAGUUCUACUCUGUCCCAGUAGGUCACUGAAUCAGAAUCAACUCGACAGCAUUGGUUUGGGGAUUUGGGUAAUACUACUAAUAGUAGUACUUUUUGCCAACAGUAAUUGACACAUAACUAAUGCCAGGCAAUGUGAUACAGUCUUUAAAUAGCUUGUCUUGUUUAAUCACUUAAUAACCCUCUAUGAAGUAGACACUAUUGUGAUCCCUAACUGAAGAUGAAGAAACAGAGACACACAGUGGCUCAGUAACUUGCACCAUAACAGGCAGCUAGCAGGUAAAAAAAAAAAAAAAAAAUUUUUUUUUUUUUUUUUUCCAGUGACACUCAAAUCCAAACCCAGGCAAUCUGGUUCGUAACCACCAGACAGUACUGCCACCCUUUAUAGCCUGCGCUUGCCAUCAUGUAUUACUGUGGCUCUUCCGGUGAAUAGCACGUAAUGGUGCAUGAGAAGUGAAGAAUCAGCCACUGCAAGAGGCAACCCAUACCUAAGUAAUGAUGAAAAAAAUCAAGACUUCCAAAAAAAUGAAAACAUCGAUGCAGUUAUCAGAUUUGCAGGAUUCGAGGCAGUGAAAACUAGGGAUUGUCUGUAACUCCCAAAAUUCACUAUCCUUGAAUGACUUUCUCAGACUGUUUAUUGAGUUAGGCUAAUCUCUGCUCUCUGUUCCCUUCUCUGUGUCCUCUUCCUGUAGGGAGUUCUUUUACUCAUAUAGGACUCAUGUGUAAGCUUCCCAAGAAAUUCAUUCCCAUCUCAUUCACACUGUAUGUUUUUGUUCUUCCUUAAAAAUGGUUGUAUGCCUGUGUGUGUGUGCGUGUGUGUGUGUGUGUGUAAGACCAUGGGUCUUCUUUUUCACAUGUAACGUUUUAUCCAGAUUAUGUUGACGUGAAAAAAGAUAAUGUUCUAAGAUUCUGUAUUGGCUUUGAAGUUUUUUUUGUGUGUGUUUUUAAAGCAUUUGAUAAAGCUUAAAUGUUUUUAUACAGAGAUUUUUGUUCAUUAAAAUCAACCUGCAACAUGACCUAAUUCCUCUUGGUUUUAAACAAAUUGAAAACCUUGAAACCAGAAAAUUAAACAAGUCAAUGAUUAUUUAAAAAUGACUUGGGCAACUUGACAUAUUAGGCUGAAAUACUUUUUCAGUGAAUGAUUACUAGAUGUCCCCAUCUGGGGGGGACAUUUCCCAGUUGUAUUAUGUUCCUAGGACUGACUCAGUCCUAGGCUGACUUCCUAAAGAAGAAAGGUCUCCCCUCAGCAGGCUGCUAUUGUUUGUU
Molecule: messenger RNA, 4298 nt
Organism: Loxodonta africana (African savanna elephant)
Lineage: Eukaryota; Metazoa; Chordata; Mammalia; Proboscidea; Elephantidae
Gene: TFCP2
Product: transcription factor CP2
Exons: 15
Coding region: 864-2360 (498 amino acids)
Biological process (GO): positive regulation of transcription by RNA polymerase II
Cellular component (GO): nucleus
Molecular function (GO): RNA polymerase II cis-regulatory region sequence-specific DNA binding; DNA-binding transcription activator activity, RNA polymerase II-specific
Source: RefSeq, a predicted model, not a curated record